AUGUUUUAUAAUUAAAGUAAACUGGUUUUGUAUUGCGGAAUGGUUUCUUAAAUUGUUCAAAAUUACAUGGAAGUGUGGAGAUUGAUGUUAACACUAGGGGAAUGUUUUAUGUUGCUGACCUUUUUGUACUAUAUCAAUCGAAAAACAAAGAAUGGCAAAUCAGACUAAUGUGUGUAAUAGGAGAUGACUCUGAGUGCCAAAUUACAAAUUCUUAAAUUAAUGUAUGAGUGAUCAGUAAACGAGGCCCUGGAUGACAGAUUAAAAAUUCAUAGUACUGAACGAUCAUUUUAAAUGUGUCCACAAUCAGUCGGAUCUCCAUAUGUUAAUGGAAUGCGAUAAGGAAGAAGCCAUAGAAGCAUUCUUAGAUAUACGAUGCGAUGCUUUUUCUUUAAAUCUAAUUAAAUUAUUAUCAGAAAAUAAUACAACCCCAAUUUCAUCCCCAUUAUAAUUACCCUUGAUUAAAACUGACAUCAGAACCAUUCUAUCAUCCAUACUUUCCGAUAUCAACUCAUAUUACUCUUAUUUCAGCGUUUCUGAAUUGGAUAAUAAAAAUCUAGGCAAUGUAAAGUUGAACUUUUUUGUGCUGUGUGACAACUUUAUUGAUUACUUGAUAGUUCAAUUUGAACCUCAAAUGAAAUCAAUAGCAUGUUUAUUUAUUCUGUCCCCGAGAAUCUUAAGCAAAACUAUACCAAUAUUCACUAUAAUAACUCAAACCAUUCGAAACAAACUUAUGAAUCUUUGUCAAGUGAAAUCUUGGGAAACAUAUUUCAAUCUAUCUCUCACGAGUUUGGAACCUUUCUCAAUUGUAUUUUAACUGACUCCUCAGAAGCGAUGGAUAGUGAAUUAAUUAAUGAAUAAGUCAAAGCUACCUACAUAGAACCAACUUACAUCAACUCUAAAUUGUUGUCUUAUGUACUCUAAAAUGUCAGAGAUUUCAACACCAUUCUAUUAAAACAAUUUGCUUUACGACUCUAAGAAUUCAGUCCUUAUGAAAUUAUCCAAGAAAUUCUAUACCUACUGAAUCAAUAAAAAACACAAAGGAAUAAUCAAAUUAUUGUGAAUUGCCCUUUGCAUCUUCUUGUGUAUAAUGAUUAAGAUAGAUUCAAACAAGUACUCUAUUAAUUGAUGAGCAAUUCAGUACGAUUUACAGAAAAUGGUAUAAUUACAGUGUCAAUCGAUUUUUAUAAGGAUAAAAUUAAAGUGAGAGUAUCGGAUAAUGGAAUUGGCAUGAAUCACUUUGAAUAAUAGAAGCUACACAAGUUACUGAGGGACAACAAAAACUUAUUGAGGAUCUCCCGCAAUUCAGUUGGCUGCGGAUUAGGUUUGAGCAUAUCCAAUGCCAUCGUCCUGAAAAUGAAUGGAAAACAUGGAAUCCAAUUCACUAGUGAAUAAUAAAAGGGAAGCGAAUUCUUCUUUACAAUAUCCAAUUCACAAUAACUUUACAAUGACAGUGUGUAUGUGGCCAGUCAAACCUAUGUGAAGGUCUUAAAUUAAACUUAUUACUUAGAACAAUAGCCAAUAUCUGAAGGCUCCCACAAGGAAUAAUAGUUUCAAAGCAGUGAAUACAAGGAUGAAAAUGGAGAUACACAGAGAGUAAAAAGCUUAUUCUCGAAGAAAGUGAGAUGUAUUUAAUCAGCCGACUCCAAAUCAUUUUAUGGAUAGACUCAAAAAAAAUUACAAUUAGAAGAAGAUGAAAUUGAAUCAAGAUAAGAAGAGUCCAAAAUUAUGAUCCCUUCCUUGUAGGCUAGUUUCAAAUCCGAGAUAGUUAAAUUUAGUAUUGGGAGUAACUGUUGCAGUAGGGUUCUAAUUGUAGAUGAUGAAUAUUUUAAUAUUCAAAGUCUACAAUUGAUUCUACACAGAUUCAAUGCCCAUUGUGAUUUCACCUUCAAUGGACAAGAAGCCAUUAAAAAGAGUCUCUAAAAAAUGAAAGAACCUUGUAGAUAGUGUUAAAAUAAUGGUUAUGUUUUAUUCUUUCUUGAUCUCAAUAUGCCUAUAAUGGAUGGUUUUGAUACAGUGAAAAAUUUGAAGAAAAUGAUGCAUGAUAAUCUAAUUCCAAAAGGAAUCUGCAUAGCUAAUACUGGUUACGCAGAUUUGGAGAGCAAAUAGCAAGCAAUAAACUCUGGAAUGGACUUUUACAUGAUCAAACCUAUACAAAUUAAAGAGUUGUAGACCUACUUAAAGAGAAAAUUUCCUUAAUGA
This is a messenger RNA of Paramecium octaurelia, 2199 nucleotides long. The record is from the annotation of a GenBank genome assembly. Lineage: Eukaryota; Ciliophora; Oligohymenophorea; Peniculida; Parameciidae.